AGAGCCUGCCGGCGCCCAGCCCCUCUGCCCCGUGCCCCGCGGAGGGGACGGCGGGGCCUGUGGACUGCACCCCCGGGGGGGACCUCGCCAAGGCGCCGCCGGCCCCGCCGCGGGGGCGAAGGUGCUUCCACGUGGUCCUCACCGACUCGCGCUGCUUCCUGGUCUGCAUGUGCUUCCUGACCUUCAUCCAGGCGCUGAUGGUGUCCGGCUACCUGAGCAGCGUCAUCACCACCAUCGAGAGGCGCUACAGUCUGAAGAGCUCCGAGUCCGGGCUGCUGGUCAGCUGCUUCGACAUCGGGAACCUGGCGGUGGUGGUGUUCGUCAGCUACUUCGGCGGGCGCGGGCGGCGGCCCCUGUGGCUGGCCGUGGGCGGGCUCCUCAUCGCCGUCGGGGCCGCGCUCUUCGCCUUGCCUCACUUCAUCGCCCCCGCCUACCAGAUCCAAGAGCUGAACGCCUCGGCCACCAACGACGGCCUGUGCCAGAGUGGCAACUCCACGGCCACGGCGGCCGUGGGGCCUCCUCCCUGCCCGAAGGACUCCGGAGGAAACAGCCACUGGGUCUACGUGGCUUUAUUCGUGUGUGCGCAGAUCCUCAUCGGGAUGGGCUCCACACCUAUUUACACCCUGGGACCAACCUACUUAGAUGAUAAUGUUAAGAAGGAAAAUGCGUCCUUGUACCUGGCCAUUAUGUACGUCAUGGGAGCGCUUGGCCCUGCAGUUGGGUAUUUAUUAGGUGGACUUCUUAUUGGUUUUUAUGUUGAUCCCAGAAAUCCUGUUCACCUUGACCAGAAUGACCCUCGUUUCAUUGGAAACUG
Messenger RNA from Chinchilla lanigera (long-tailed chinchilla), 814 nucleotides. Its product is annotated as solute carrier organic anion transporter family member 5A1-like. The record is from RefSeq and is a predicted model, not a curated record. Gene Ontology annotation, cellular component: membrane. Gene Ontology annotation, biological process: transmembrane transport; sodium-independent organic anion transport. NCBI's taxonomy places the organism in Eukaryota, Metazoa, Chordata, Mammalia, Rodentia, Chinchillidae.